CCGGGAGUCGGCGACGAUGGCGUCAUCACCGAGCGCCGGGCCUACGGCAGCGCGGAGGCCGGCGGUGUGAGCAGGAAACAUGCUGAGCCGGCUUCAGGAACUGCGGAAAGAGGAGGAGACGCUGCUGCGGUUGAAGGCGGCCCUGCACGACCAGCUGAACCGCCUCAAGGUUGAAGAAUUAGCCCUCCAAUCAAUGAUCAGUUCUAGAAGAGGAGAUGAGAUACUGUCUUCUCAAACUGUACCUGAACAGUCACGUGAUAUGUUGGUGCAUGUAGACAAUGAAGCAUCAAUCAACCAAACGACACUGGAGUUGAGCACAAAGAGUCAUGUGACAGAAGAGGAAGAGGAGGAAGACGAAGAAUCAGAUUCCUAAAGGAGGGAAAAACCAGGGUCAGUUACACAAAUUGCAUUUCUAAGUCUCAGACUACUUCUCCUCCAGGAAAUCAUCUUGCCACGGGCCCUGUGGCCUGCUUGAAAGAAAAGCAAGAACUAUAAGAAGGAUGUGUAGUUGCAAAAAUAGUUCCAUCAGUAACUGAAGCUUCAGAACGUUAUGACGUGGAGAAAAUGAAAGAUGCUUUGUCAGCAUUGAGCAAUAUGGAUGGUGCUGUCUGUGAUCUGAUCAGAUUCAGUAAGUGUUGAAAACAAAAUUUGCUCUCAAAUACUGAUGAGAAAGUCUGGCAUUUACAAAAAGGGCAGUUUAAAUACAAGCCACCAGCCUUUCUACCCAACAAUGCCUCUUUUAAGAAAAUUAAAGGCUGUCUGCAUGCCGCUGAACCCUUGUGAGCAGUUAGGCCACAGUCUAGGACAAAAAGAUGACCAGGGGAAGGACUGAGGGCCAUCUGAGAGCACAAGCUGUCGCUCCCCCUCAGAGGCACUGAAACACUGCAUGCUGUAAACUGCUUUGUGGGCCAGGCGCCGUGGCUCAUGCCUGUAAUCCCAGCACUUUGGGAGGGCAAGGAGGGGGAUCACGAGGUCAGGAGAUCAACACCAUCCUGGCUAACAGUGAAACCCAGUCUCUAAAAAUAAACUGCUUUGUGUAGCUGCUAUCAUCUCUCACUCGAGACAUCACUGGUAAAAUAUUUUUAUAAAUAAAUUAUAAAUAGCCAUCAUGGAGCCUGCUGGUUUCUAGGUAGCGAGAGAGAGAAGCAGCAGUUCCUUCUCUGAGGAAAAGAUAUAAUAGGAUGGGCCGGGCGCGGUGGCUCACGCCUGUAAUCCAAGCACUUUGGAGGCGAAGGCAGGUGGAUCACCUGAGGUUGGGAGUUCAAGACCAGCCUGAUCAACAUGGUGAAACCCCGUCUUUAAAAAAAUAAAAUAAAAAAUAAAAAAGAUACAACAGGAUGGUUUGAAAUCCAUUUCUGGCCCUGAGAGAGAUGUGCCAUGCUUGGAAGAUUGAAUUUUCAUAACGGAUGACAGCUACAGAAUAAGAAUUGUUACUUAGUAUCUGAAGUUGAAGCUCUUUUCUGCAUACUGUCCCCUUUUCCACUGACUACUAUGCAGUAAGUAGUUAAUUUUAUAAAAUUAAUUUCCCCUGUCCAAACAACAGUAAAAGCCAAACAAAAUGACAAAGAACUUUCUCAAGUAGAACUUACCUAACAGUUCCCAAAGAAUACUUUUGUUAACGUUACAUUGAAAUUAUUUUGAGCUGCUCUUAGAGGAAACAGCCAGAGGUUUAAAUGAGCAUAUUCCUUAGAACACACAAUGGGAAGACAGUUUGGGAACAAAAAGCAUCAAGGUACAUCAAUCUUGGGGGUCUAAUUUAAAAUAGAGCAUGGGUUUUAAAAGCUGGAAAAGUUGACUGAAUUCCAGCUCUACCACUGACUGGUCACUUUCCCAUCUGUAAGGUGAAGAUUCUCGUAUCUGCUCUAGCAGUUUCACAGGUUGCUAUGAGGUGCUAAUGAGAUAAUUUAAAAAUCCAACUAUCAUUGGUGUCUCAGUAAGAAUUUAGCAUUGAAAGCUCAAAAUACUACAAGACUCACUCAUUCAGGGAACAUCAUUCUUCGUUUAAAAAAAAAAUCUAAACACCCCUCAAAAGACUCUGAGCAUGAAAGUGGUCAGAUCUAGGUUUUAGACACCAACAUUUCUCCUAAGGAUACAAUAUGCUCAUUUUAAUGAGACAUUCUCAGUAGUGUGGUACCUGUCAUUUGUAAAAGACACAGGGUGUAAAUGUUAAAACCCAGCCUGAAUGUUUAUAUGCUGAAAAUGCAUAAAUUAAACUGCGGACUAGAAAA
Messenger RNA from Sapajus apella (tufted capuchin), 2228 nucleotides. It is a transcript of the gene SNAPC5, whose product is annotated as small nuclear RNA activating complex polypeptide 5. Bases 80 to 373 code for a protein of 97 amino acids. The record is from RefSeq and is a predicted model, not a curated record. Lineage: Eukaryota; Metazoa; Chordata; Mammalia; Primates; Cebidae. Gene Ontology annotation, biological process: transcription initiation at RNA polymerase III promoter; transcription by RNA polymerase II. Gene Ontology annotation, cellular component: nucleus. The transcript has 4 exons.